Molecule: messenger RNA, 711 nt
Organism: Talaromyces stipitatus ATCC 10500
Lineage: Eukaryota; Fungi; Ascomycota; Eurotiomycetes; Eurotiales; Trichocomaceae
Exons: 2
Coding region: 1-711 (236 amino acids)
Biological process (GO): transmembrane transport
Molecular function (GO): transmembrane transporter activity
Source: RefSeq, a predicted model, not a curated record
AUGAACGAAGGAAGUAAGAAGCUGUCGCACAGUAUGUUAUGCCAACAACUCGGCUAUACAACUAAGGACCUGGUCUAUAUGGCUCACCUCCUGGUGCCGUUUGGUGGACUCCGAGACAUCAAGCUCGAGCCAGGUGAAACAGUGGUCAUUUGCCCUGCUACAGGUGGAUUUAGCGGCGCUGGCGUUCAGAUCGCUGCCGCAAUGGGGUGCAAGGUAAUUGCCAUGGGCCGAGACGAGAAGGAACUGGCAAGGCUCAAGGAGUUCGAGGAAAACAGACUUCCAUCGGCAGCAGUUGAGGCUGUGAAGAUUACACAUGAUGAAAAGAAAGACACUGCGCAUUGUUGUAGAUACAUUGCUGAAAGAGCUGGGUGGCGAUGGCCAUACUGGGUGUCUCUAUAUGCAGCUGGAGUGGUCACCGUAGGAAAUAUUUUGCUUAAUACCGAGACGAAUUCGAUCAUCUUGAUGCGGCGGAAAGCCGUACGACUACGCAAGGAGCUGAAUCGACCAGAGCUACAAUUCGUUUUUAACAGCAAAGAUGAAAUAGAUAUGUCGAUGACUACAGUUCUUAGCCGCGGAAUAGUGAGACCCGUGAGAAUGCUGUUCGGAACUCCGAUUUUGCUGCUCCUUGCUACGUAUAUGUCCUUUGUAUUUGGCUUGCUAUAUCUGCUUUUCACGACCCUGACUUCUCUUUAUAUUUCGACAUACCACUAG